CCAGUGUCCUGUAUGUAACCAGUUAUAAUAUAAUGUGGGUAUUUGCCUGUAAGUUUCAGCUCAAAUCUUGGAUUUAAGUGAGUAGCUUCCGUGAGUAUUCACAAAUGGAUCUUUUCUUGCUAACAUAUGAAGAUUUGUGUACCAAUAUAUCUAAUUAGAAGGAAGUGGCUACACCUAAUAUUACUCUGACUACACACCUUAAAUAUAAGCCUCAUCAUACAAGGGCUAGACAGGAAUACAAAGAGGCACAGGCUUUCUGUAUAGAUUUGAUGUGUAAGAAGUAAGAGGCUGCCAUGUUCAUGAUCAUAAGUCUACGUGGAUGUGAGUGGGGACACGCAAGAAAGACUCUUGAAGCCAAGGCAGCUGGACUCCAGUAUGGAAACUCGGGAAGACCACAGUCUCCUUAUUGUCCAGAUGAGGUGAUGUAAGGAUGAGAAUCGCAGUGAUGGGCACUGUUGAGAGAGGGAAAAGGAAAUGAAACCUAAAUAUGCUGAUUCUUAUUUUUCCUCUUUUUACUCAUAAAACAUUAUUUAUUUAGACCAAAACUGUAUUUGCCCUCCAAUAGCUAAUAGCUAUUUCCAGCUAAUAGCUGGAAAAUGGCUAAGAUAAGCAAAGAUAGUCAUUUGGCAUUUCAUGACAUAUUUUGGGUUAAUCACCCCCGUGAAAAUAGUUGUUUGUUUUUUAAUUUCUAGGAAGUUUUGGUUAAAAUUGAGGAUACUUGGUAAAUCUCAUGAAUCCUCGCUACAUAUAUCCUUAUCAAGGACAUUUUAAUUUAGCUGGUUGGCCAAAUUAAUGAAAUCUGAAUGGCUUUGGCCAUGUUUUUGAAAGCCGUCCCAGAACUGGUAAAAACAAAUGGUUCUGUUCUUUCUGGAAGAAGUUCAGAUAGCCCCCCCCCCUCCGCCUCCAUGACCUCCCUCAGUUCCCUCUCCCCUCUCCUCUCCCCAUAUUCAGUAUCAAGAGCCAGAAAAUGGUGUUGUGACUAUUAUUCAGUGACCAGUCAUUGUCGAUGACUCCCUCCAAAGGGACAGGAAGCUGUGGUUAGACCCUUGCUUUAGGAAGUCAUUGUUUUAUGACAUUUUCCAUGUCCUUGUCCUCUCUGGGUUAGAUUACUGCAGUGUGCUGUGCUGGGAUGUGUCUUUGAAGUUUACUUGGCAGACAUUUGUAUUAUCAUUUCAGCCAACAUUUUUUUCUACAUAAUAUGUCAUAGUAGUAUAUAUUAAAAUGAUGAAUGUGGUUCUUGCCCUUGAAGAAUUAUGAAUCCAACAAGGAUCAGCAUUUAGUUGAUAACCCAUCAUAGGAUGAUAAAUUGUCAUAGGCAGAAGUAUCAUGACUUAUUGACAGAAUUUUAGGCAAUCUGUUAGAAAUAUUCAUAUUGGAAAGGCGUAGUCCCUGGCACAAAAAUAGGCUUAAUAUAUGCUGGAUGGAUAAAUAAAUAAGCAAGUGUACCAUAAUUCUAGGUGGAUUUUAUUUCCUUCCCACAUGAUGCUUUCUUUCCCUGAUAUCUAAAAUAUGAAUGCAGUGGAGAUUCUUGUUUAAUAAUUGGGUAUUUAUUUGUAAGUGACAAAAACCUCGAUUUAAACUAACAAGUAACAAUUGAAAAAAAAAGAUGAAUAUUCAGAUUGAUCUAAACUAAGUACAGAGCUCUUCAAAGUCAUGGUUUCUAAUACCUCUGGCUUCAGCAAAAACAAUUUCCUGUGCAAGAGAAUGAAUUCUGAAGCCAUUUCAUAUCCUUAGAGCCAAGUUUUUAUAAACUGUGUGUUUCAGGAGUCCAUCAAUUUAUCCAUUAUGUUCGUCAAAAAUUAAGAAAAAUUUAUACGUUGCUAAUUGGCCUCAUGCAAAAACAUGUACACACAGUUUGGUUUUGAAUAGAUCUGAGUGCUAUUUUGAAUCGUUAAUACUGUGUGUCAUUUUCCCACAAAUAGCACAUCUUCAUUUGGAUUAUAAUGUUACACUUAGAGAAUAAGAAUAAUGAACAAUGAGCAUUUAUUGGGGCACCUGGGUGGCUCAUUCGGUUAAACAUCCGACUUCGGCUCAGGUCAUGGUCUUGAGGUUCGUGGGUUUGAGCCCCAUGUGGGGCUCUGGGCUGACAGCUCAGAGCCUGGAGCCUGCUUCAAAUUCUGUGUCUGCCUCUCUCUCUCUGCCCCUCCCCUGCUCACGCUCUGUCUCUCUUUCAAAAAAUAAACAUUUAAAAAAAUAAUGACUUAUUGCGUACUAUGUGCUAGGUACUCUUCUCAUUUAAUCCUCAUAACCUGUGAGUAAUAUAAAAUCCUUUGCUUUUUACAUGAAGAAAUUGAGGCACACAGGGACUGUGGCCAAAGUUGUACAACUAGUAAAUGCUAGGGCCAGGAUUUGAAUCUGAGGAGUGUAUACUCCUUUAUUCAUUCCUCUUAGGGCCUCUGCUAGUCAUCACGGACACUCUGUGCAUGUUAGAAAAGGGACUGUCUUUGAGCGGACAAAUGAGAAAAAUGCCACCCCCCACAGGCAGACGCGGCCUCUUUGGAUUUCACCGCUAACCUGCCCUUUUGGCCAGGGCAUUUGUGCAGUGCACAGAACAUACAGCACUGCAUGGCAGCCUCCUGUUCACCUCCUCCACGACCUGUCAGUACUUUCGUAACUCUCAAGCAACUUUCACAUGCAUGAUUUUACUUGAUUUUGGCCUCAGCCGUACUAGGUACACACGAAAGUUAAUUAUCCUUCCGUUACAAAGGAGAAAUCUAAGACUCACCCAGGCAUAUGCAUCGAUCACACAGUAAGUACCUCAUGAAGACCAAGCAGGAAACCGGGAGCAGGGAGAUCCCAGGUACGGAGCCACUGUGUGCUUGACCAUCUGCAUGCUAUACAUCUCGUUUCAUACAACGCUCCCCAAAGCUCUGCGAGCCAUUUGUCCCUGGAGUCUCUAUGUGGAUCAGGAAACAGGUCCGACCAAGUUAAUUGCCUUGCUCCAGUUUCCAUAUUUUAUGAAUAAAGGAGUUAGAAUUCAACUCUGGGCUGUUUGACUCCGGACCUGCGCUCUUUCUGCCAUGCUUACUCCAUCUCUGCUUGAGUCUAUCGGAUCAUUAGGUGUAGACGUGUCCAUACAAAAGAACAGUCAUUAGUGUUGGGUAGUUGGAGUUUAGGAUAAAGCCCUGCUUAGGCAGACAAGAUAGCCUACAGGGCAUACCCUAGGGAAAAUAGUACUUGAAGUUUUAAUAGAUUGGAAUAAGGAGGUAAUACUUUCAACAGGGAGAACCACUUACUUAAUCGGGAUGCGCUAAUUGAGCACCUGUUAAAUGCCAGGCAUUUAGAUGUAAUGUGAGACACGGCUCUGAAAAUGGAAGCACUUAUCCUCAAGGGAUCACAGUCUAGUUAGUGAGCUAACUAAAGGGCCUGGAUGUGAACACUUCAGCUCCUCAGUAGUCUCCAGGGACCUCUUUCAGUAGGGGCUCACUUCGUGGAUCCUCAGAAGAAACGCUCACAGAUUUGGAACUUCACGGGUCUGGAACUCCAUUCUCUCCUGAAUAGAGUGGAUGCAUCUAAUCAUAACAGGCCUUGUUCCCCAAAGGAAGAGCCUGAGACAGGGACUCCGUGCAAGCAGUUUAUUGGGCCGGUGGUGUCUGGGAGACAGGCGAGGAGAAAAAGCGACACAGAGGAACAUCAUCAAGGUUCUGGGCGAGGGGUCUAGAGUGCCCCGGGACCUCCUGAGAAGUGUACCAAAACCUCCCAGAAUUGUCCACUCUCAGGGUAACAGUUGGGAGCAUUUGUGGCCUAUUCUGAUUCCUGUUCAUUGAGAGUGGACUCUAGGGACAGGGGCUCCCCCUCACUUCUGGGUUCGCUGGUAGGCUGAGUGGCUGUUUGCAGGAUCUAAGACUGUGGGCCAAGGAGUAGAACGUUGCAUGGCCUGGCUUAAAGUAAGAGCUGUGUCUGGAAUCAGAGGUGGGUUGAGAGUCUGGGACCCUGUUUCGGACCCCUCCGUGUGUGGCAGCGCUAGUUGGCUUUUCUUGUUACAACCGAAAGAGACCGACCAAGCGGGAGGGCGCAGGCAUCAGACCCUGGAGGGUCAAAGCUGGGCAUUGCCCUGGUCCCUUAACCUCUCCGGGUCUCCAUGGAUGCCCGUCUCCCCUCACCAUAAGCCACAUGCGCAGUGCUCGUGCCCUCACACAGCAUUCAUUCCCUCCGAAUCUGGGCUGGUGCCGUUACUCACUUUUGACGAGAAGAGCAUUGUGGCAGUAAUGCCGUGUGCUGUUUCAAGGUUAGAUAAGAAUCCUUGCAGCUCCCCGCAGGGUUUCUUGGGAUGCUUGCUCUUGGAAUAGUGUCUCUUGGGACCUAGGUGGCAUGCUAUUAGAAGCUUGAGCCACGUGCAGAAGUCACCUAGUUUGCUCUGGUCACCAGCCCUAGCUGAGGUCCUGGCUGACAGCCCGCAUCAACUGCCAGCCGUGUGUGUGAGGCAUCUUGGGUGUCCAGACUAGUCAAGCUGUCGGAUGACUCAGCCCCAGCAGCUCUCUGACCAUAACCACAUCAGAGUCUCCAAAGGGAAACAACCCAGCUGAGCCCAGGGAACCCUCAGAACCAUGGCGCGUAAUAAAUUAUCGUUCUAAGCCACUAAGUUUUGGGACAGUUUGUUAUGCAUCAGUAGUUCAGUGGCACAGGACAUAAAUCAAUUAUUUCUUAGAUAUCAGCAAGGUUUUACUUGGGCACACAGCCGCUAUGUCAGUUUUUUACCUUUUACGUACCACGAAGUGGAUCCUUUGAAAUAAACUUUGUGGAAUCAUAUUGCUGCUUAUCAGUUUUCUCAUGAUAACGUUAUAGGUGAAAUUCUUAGAUUUAUUGUGCCAUAAGCCCUUUUGUGGUCUGGGAAAGCCCAAGGGAGUCUUUCUUAGAGCAAUAUUUUUAAAUGCGUAACGUGAAAUUUGUAGAAUUACGAAGGAAACUAAUCAUAUGAUGUCGUAGCUGUCAAAAUAUUUUAGAAAUCAAAUCUCUAAUAUGUAUAUGGUAAAAAUGUACUUCCUAUUAGUAGAUUACGUAACAGUACUAACAAUCUUGGAAGAAUCUUACAGAGACACCCAUGUACUCACUCCCUAGAUUCUCCCAUUAACAUUUCAUAUACUUUCUUUAUCACAUAUCUGUCCAUCUAAGCAUCUAUCCACCCAUCGGUGCAUCAUCAAAUCAUCCUAAUGUUUUUGUCCAUGGCAAUGUAAGUUGCAAAGCAAAUUGCAGGUUUCCUCUACAUAACAGCGUAUAUAUCAUAAACUAGAGGAUGGACAUAUUUCAAGAUACCUGAAACAGUUAUAAUCUGACAUGAAAAUAUGCGUGAUUCCCGUGGCUGACAUCACAGGUGCUGUUAAUACUACUCUAGUUUGUUGCUAACAUUCAUAACUGAGAGAAAUGCUAAAUUUCAGUCAGAAUUACUGAGAAGAAGAUGCAGUGAUUUUCCAUUCAAGUUCAUGAACUCCCUAGAUUUUAUUCAUUCAUGGACUCCUUGGGCUCCCAAAGCCCCACGUUAAGGGACCUCAUGUGUGAAACGUGCAGAUAGCCUCUUAAUUAAUGUAAAUUGUAAGUCAAAUACAUAAAAUAAUAUAGGUAUACUUUAAAACUCAAGUUUUAAACAUAAAGUAUGGCAUUUUUUCCCUUUAAGGUUCCACAGUGAAAUUAAUGGAAGAAGUUUGGAAUACUCCAAAGAGUCAUUGAAAAGAAAAAGAAGGGAGGAAUUAUUGAAUUGACAUCUGUAUUAGUUUGCUAGGCCUGCUCUAAAUACCAAAAGGCCAGUGGCUUAAAACAACGGAAAUAUAUUCUUACAGUCUGGAGGCUCUGUGUCCAAGGACGUGUCAGUAGGGCCAUGCUCUCUCUCUGUGGCUCUAGGAGAGAAUCCUUCUUUGCCUCUUCCAGCAAAUACCUCUUCUGGGGUCUGCUGGCAAUCCUUGAUGUUCCUUGGCUGGUAGAUAUUAUCCUCCAGUCACAUGGCCGUCUUCUGCGUCUUCACCUUUUCUUCCCUUUGUGCAUGUCUGUCUCUGUGUUCACGUUUGCAUAGACACCAGUAAUGACACCAGUCCCAUUGGAUUAGGGCCCCCCCUAAUGACCUCAUUUUAACUGAUUACCCCUAUAAAGAAUUUAUUUCCAAAUAAAGUCACGUUGUGAGGUACUGGGGGUUAGAACCUAAACAUACCUUUUUGGGGGGAUAUAAUUCAACCGAUAACAACAGCGGACCAUUACAAUUCCAGGGACCAAAAGUUUAGUUGUAGUUCGAAGCCAAAUAUUUCUAGAAGGAUCUGAGAUUAAAUAUGACUGGAGUUACAUGGUCUGGUCUUACUUUUUACACGGUAAGAACAGUAAACUUGUGCCAGAUAGCCCUUUAUGAUUGUGAGAAAAUUUAAAAUCCAAAAAUUCAGAUCUAAGUAAUCGCUGGCAUUCAUGUUUUAGUCAAAACAUCAGGUCCCAAGUUGCUUUAUCUAUUUUUCAACACGAUUACACUGCAGAAAAUGCUAAAAGAAAAUUAUGUUCAAAGCACGGUUUUAAAAUUCAUAGUGGGAUUGUACCCGAUUAGUCAACAACAGUUAUUGAGCAACUGUGAGUACUGUAUUCCCUGAAGAGAAAAGAAUAUAGUAGACAUGAGCCAUGUCCUUACGAGGUUUAUCGCAUAAUAAGCCAGAUGCGAUUUACUCACGCACACAGACUCACAAGACACUCAAAGGAAGUUUCUCUUAUUUCAAAAAUCCUUGUUUUCUCCAUGUUCAUGUCUAUCUAAAAUCUUUUUCUGAUUUUGACUUGGUUGAAAAUUCAGCUCACGUUGGUCAUGUAAUUGUAAUGUCAGGUUUUUCUUUUAAACCAUUUAAAACUUGGGGGCGCCUGGCUGGUUCAGUCUGUAGAGCGUGUGACUCUUGAUCUCGGUGUUGUGAGUUCAGGCCCCACGUUGGGGGUACAGAUUACUUGAAAAUAAAAUCUUCAGAAUAAUUUAAAAUUUUAAUAAUUGUUGGGGCACGUGGAUGGCUCGGUCGGUUCAGCGUCUGACUUUGGCUCAGCUCACGAUCUCACGGUCUGUGGGUUCCAGCCCCGCACCCGGCUCUGUGCUGACAGCUUGGAGCCUGGAGCCUGCUUUCAGAUUCUGUGUCUCCCUCUCUCUCUGUCCCUCCCCUGCGUGUGCUCUGUCUCUCUCUCUCUCUCUCUCAAAAAUAAAUAAACAUUAAAAAAAUAAUCAUUGUUAGUGUAUUUUAAUAAAUAAUUUUAUUUUAAAAUUCAAUAUUGAUUAAUACUGCCUCUACCAAAACCAUCCAGAAUCAUGAGGAAUCAACUUGAUGAGGUUGUUGUUGUUUUGAGUAAGAUAAAAAUGGUAAAAUACUUAACCAUAUCGAACAUUUUAAUAAAUGUUGGCUCUUAUUACUAAAUCUGUUGAAUGUACAGCACAGAAUCACCAGUCAUUUAGACCCUUUGCCUGUAGCACUGAUCUUCAUGUGGCUCACUGUAGCCCUCAUCUUUGUGGCUUUAUACUUUAUAAAAAUGUAAUCCAAGAUACAGUUGACCUUUGAAUAAUGUGGGGGUGAGGGUAGCCAACCACCCACACAGUUGAAAAUCUGCACGUAACCGUUGACACCUCCCAGACUUCGCUGCUAAUUGUGUGCUGUUGACAGAAAGCCAUACGGAUAACACAGUCAACUACCACAUUUUUUGUAUGUUCUAUGUAUUGUAGACUGUAUUCUGACAAGAAACUAAGCUAGAGAAAAGAACAUAUCGUUAGGAAAAUCGCAAGGAAGAGAAAUGACAUUUAUAGUACCGUACUGUAUUGAAAAAAAAAAAAUACCCCUGUAUAAGUGGAUCUGAUCAGUUCAAAGCCAUGUUGUUCAAGGGACAGCUGUAUUUCUUGUGAGGAACCAUAGAACAUUAUUAUUUUCAAAAUAAGUAGGAACCAUAAUUCCACAGAAUUCUUAGACACUUAAGGGAAACAUAUGGUCUUUAAAAAUACAUAUAUAUAAAUUCUUCGAGAUUGGAAAAGACCCAAAGAAAAAAAUCCAGAUGCCAUUUGAUUUCAGAGAGAGAGAGAAGUCUAGAAAGCAUUGCUUUGGCUCAGUGGGUCCUCAUUGAAAGGUAUUGAAUAUCUCUAAAUCCUAAUUCGUCAUUUGUAAAGUGUUCAUAUUAAUACCUACUUCCAGGAUUGCUUGGACCUGAGUAUAUGUAAAUUCCCUUAGGCCAUGCCGGUCAUGUAGUAGAUGAUCAGGAAAAGGACUUCUGAUUCCCAGCCCCUUCUGUAGUCUCCCGUGACCUCAAUCUCUUGGCCAAGAUGGUCAGUCUGCUAGGAAAAAAAUUUUCAGUGAAAUGGAAAAAGUGCUGUGCAUUUCUUUGAUCGUGAUUUAACUUUCAAUCUGAGGGAACAUUUAGAAUUUGGAAGAAAAACAAAGUAAAAAGUGAAAUAGAUGGUUUGUUCCCCCUCCAUUUGUGUCUGUGCAGCUUCAGGUGGCCAGGUUUUCCCUUGCUCACAGAUUCCCUCCUGCAGAACCUUCCAGAAUGCUUCCGUCUGGUGAAGAGAAGGACCACAGCAUGGUGUUGUUCCAGUCGCCUGGUGUGGCUUGCUGAGGGAGAAGGCAGAGGUCCGCCUGUAUAAUCCGAUUUCAUCAACUCACACUAAUCACUACUGAUAGUAGCAAAAUUUAGCCUGGAUCUGCUUGGUUAAUCUAGAUUGACAGGAGGUAAAAGAAAAGGGACGCAAGGACACAGAAACAAAGGGAGGAGAGCCAACACUGAUUUCCAGCCUCGCUCUUCCAUCUGGGGCUUCUAAAUUGUUCCCCCCUGGGGCUUCUAUUUUUCUUACCUUAUAAACAAAUGUUGCUGGUUGUCAGGAGACCAGCCUUUGCACGGAGCAGUUUUAGCCACAACAGGUGCACUGUGAGUCUCCGGGACCGCGGAGAGAGCAGUUCCUCCGUGAGGCUGCGCAGAAGGUACUUACAGGUACACAUUGUACCUGAGACUAUGUAUUAUUUAUUGAAACUGAGCUCUGCAUUCUCUUUCUCCUCUGGGCAGCCCUGGAGCCAGGCGCCUCCUAAAAUGGAUGCCACCAGCAGCUAACCUUGCAAGGUCUCCUAAGUGCUUACUUUCACUAUUUCCCUUGCUAGUGAUUGCAAGCCCUCGCCGGCACGCUUUCCAUUAAAGCUUGGGGAGCAACCGGGAAUUGCACUUCAGCAGCCGAGGGAGGAAUUCCUCUGUGAUUUUGGACUUUUCCACAUGGAUUCAGGUGUUAUUUUUUUAAGGAAGUAGCCCACUGCGGAUUUUUGCGGCUGUAGAGAAGAUAACACAUGUUGCGGCUCCCGCCUCCACAUACGGAGUGAUUAAAGUAGUGGUCUGUUAUGUGUGUGUUCACAUGCUUAGUCCUGAGAAGAAGAAUGGGUUACCUGAAGGUCAUCUUCAUUGUUACUUAUGACAUCCGUGUCUGGCAAACCAGGGAACUUUUUGCAUUUGGGUAACAAAGACAUUUGGAAUAUACUCCGUUGGAUUUUCCAUGUUGGUGAAACUGGUUUUGGCCACCUCGAUACUGCAGGUUGCCAUGCUAAAACCACCUAAGGGUAAAAAUGUCUCCUGGGGUUCGGCAGACUCCUACACCAGCCGUCCGUCCGACUCAGAUGUUUCUUUGGAGGAAGAUCGGGAGGCGGUACGCAGGGAAGCAGAGCGACAGGCCCAGGCCCAGUUGGAAAAAGCAAAGACAAAGCCCGUUGCAUUUGCUGUUCGGACAAAUGUCAGCUAUAGUGCAGCCCACGAAGAUGAUGUUCCAGUGCCAGGCAUGGCCAUCUCCUUCGAAGCGAAAGAUUUUCUGCAUGUUAAGGAAAAAUUUAACAAUGACUGGUGGAUAGGGCGAUUGGUUAAAGAAGGCUGUGAAAUCGGAUUCAUUCCAAGCCCAGUCAAACUAGAAAAUAUGAGACUACAGCAUGAACAGAGAGCCAAGCAAGGGAAAUUCUACUCCAGUAAAUCAGGAGGAAAUUCAUCAUCCAGUUUGGGUGACAUAGUACCUAGUUCCAGAAAAUCUACACCUCCAUCGUCCGCUAUAGACAUAGAUGCUACUGGCUUAGAUGCAGAAGAAAAUGAUAUUCCAGCAAACCACCGCUCCCCUAAACCCAGUGCAAACAGUGUAACGUCACCCCACUCCAAAGAGAAAAGAAUGCCCUUCUUUAAGAAGACAGAGCACACUCCUCCUUAUGACGUGGUACCUUCCAUGCGACCCGUGGUCUUGGUGGGCCCAUCCCUGAAGGGCUAUGAGGUCACAGAUAUGAUGCAAAAAGCAUUGUUUGAUUUUUUAAAACACAGAUUUGAAGGGCGGAUAUCCAUCACAAGGGUCACGGCUGACAUCUCGCUUGCCAAGCGCUCAGUGUUAAACAAUCCCAGCAAGCAUGCAAUAAUAGAAAGAUCUAACACAAGGUCAAGCUUAGCGGAAGUUCAGAGUGAAAUCGAAAGGAUUUUUGAACUUGCAAGAACAUUGCAGCUGGUAGUCCUUGACGCAGAUACUAUUAAUCAUCCAGCUCAACUUAGUAAAACUUCCUUGGCCCCCAUUAUAGUAUACGUAAAGAUUUCUUCUCCUAAGGUUUUACAAAGGUUAAUAAAAUCUCGAGGGAAAUCUCAAGCCAAACACCUCAAUGUCCAGAUGGUAGCAGCAGACAAACUGGCUCAGUGUCCUCCGGAGCUGUUUGACGUGAUCCUGGACGAGAACCAGCUGGAGGAUGCUUGUGAGCACCUUGCCGACUAUCUGGAGGCCUACUGGAAGGCCACCCACCCCCCCAGCAGCCAUCUCCCCAACCCUCUCCUUAGCCGGACUUUAGCUACUUCGACUCUGCCUACUAGCCCCACUCAAGCCUCUAAUUCACAGGGUUCUCAAGGAGAUCCGAGGACUGCGCGCUCUGCUCCUGCCCGUUCCGCCUCCCAAGCUGAAGAAGAGCCCUGCCUGGAACCCGUCAAGAAACCCCACCACCGUUCUUCGUCCUCCGCCCAGCACCACAGCCAUCGUGGUGGCACGAGUCGAGGCCUCUCCAGGCAGGAGACGUUUGACUCGGAAACCCAGGAGAGUCGAGACUCUGCCUACGUGGAGCCGAAGGAAGACUACCCCCCCGAACACGGGGACCACUACGCCCCACACCGCGACCACAACCACAGAGAGGAGCCCCACGGGAGCAGCGAGCACAGACACAGGGAAGCUCGACACCGUGCCAGGGACCUGGAUCGAGAGCAGGACCACGGCGAGUGCAACAAACAGCGCGGCCGGCAUAAAUCCAAGGAUCGCUACUGUGACAAGGAUGGAGAAGGCAUAGCCCGGAAACGGAACGAGGCUGGGGAGUGGAGCAGGGAUGUUUACAUCCGCCAGUGACUUCUGCCCUCUUGUGUGUUUGUUCUUUUUUUUUUUAAGUCUUGUAUGACACCAUCCUCAGACUAAAUCUCUGGGGUCUACAUUGCAGUCAGAUGUGAUCUGUCUUGUAUACUCUGUAUUGCUGUUGCUUGAAUAGCAAUAGCAUGAUUGAUAAGGAGUAUUAAUAUACCUUUUUUUUUCCUUUUGCAAGUGCUACGUAAGUUGGCCUCGUAUGGCUGCAGUGCUCCGGUUGUAUACUGGACUUUUCAAAAACUGUUUGGGAUAGCUGCCACUUGAACAAAAUCUGUUGCCACCCCGGUGGCUUUAGUAUUUUAAGAAACAUAGUUGAUGUUUUCAAAAAUGUAGUUAAUGUAUCCAGCAAGCCAGAAUUGGCCCAGAUAAAAGUGGAAUUUCCUGAUUCUCCAGAUUUUAAUAUGUAGGCACCAGAUCUGCAUACUCAUUUAUCCAUGGACCACUGUUUCUUGCUUGUACCUCUGGCUGACUAAAUUUGGGGACAGAUUCAGUCUUGCCUUACACAAAGGGGAUCAUAAAGUUAGAAUCUAUUUUCUAUGUACUAGUACUGUGUACUGUAUAGUUUGUAAAUGUUAUUUCUGCAAACACCUUCUUAUGAUAAUUAUAUAUAUAAUAUAUAAAUAUAUAUAUAUAUAUCAGUUUGAUCACACUAUUUUAGAGUCUUAAUGCCAAGUCAGCAGAUUUGCUUUAUGAAUUACAGGGACUAGAGAUGCCCACCUUCAGGAAAUUUGUUAUAUCGUCUAGACACCUACCCCCAUUCUCGUAGAAAGUCUGUACAUACUGUAAAUACGCGUGAUUGCUUGACUUGAAAAGGUUUGAUUUCUGAAUGUUUUACCAUCCUUGUAAGUUUAUAACUUUGACCAUAAAUUAUGGUAAAUAUAACCAAACUCCAAAGGUUGUUCUAAUCCAUGCAGUUCACACCGAUUGUGACAAACACGUUAUGAGUAGUUAGUGUCUUAUGUCGCUGCACUGGACUUGACGAGCCGGACCUCUCUGUGUGCAAGUGCGUCUGUGUGUAAGAGCGGUACGAGUGUGCACGAGUGACUGAGAUGGACCCGAGUGCUGAAGACUCGAGACUGAUGACCUAGAAUUCUACCCACCUGGCUUUGUAUUUAAUUGUGUUACGUGUCGCUUUAAUAAUCCGUUGAGCAGUCAGGGAAUGUGAGGAAGCUCGCUGCCAAAGGUGACUAGGAAGGCAUCCAUGUGCUGGCUCCUUGUGUUUGCUCCUAGAGUAAGAACACAGGCAACUUUUAACUGUGAGUGUUUCACUGGAAAUGUACAAUCUUUGUGUGUUUGAGUAUUUGUUUUAGUAAGAAAUGUUUACACAGCUUGUAGAAUUAUUUCGUGGGAAAAUAAAUUUUUCUACCUUCUCCCACCUCCUUUUCUAAACCUUGCCUAUCGUUCCUGUGGUCUAUCUCCCCCAGAUUUACCCUUCAUUCUGUUCCUUACCACCAACUCCAACACGUCCAGUGUCCGUCAAAACCCAGAAGUGCUUCUUACAACCAAAGUUUCUGCUCUUCAGAAGUAAUCAGGGCAAAAUGAGGGGACUUGAAGUGAACAAAACAUUAAGAAUAUCUUCCUAUGUUAGACACCUGCUCUGAAGGGGAGCCCGGAAGAUGCUGUUCUCCACGCCUCAAAGAUAGCACUGUCAGCAGCUCACAGUGUGGUUGCCACGCUAAGGCUAAAACCUUCUCCGUGUCACUUAUGUGUCCAUUUUGUCCAGUUAUGACUGGACAGGUAAGACAGUAUUAGGUGUGCAAGUACCUAGCACCUGAAGUUUGUCCCUGGAAAAGGCCCAUCUAUAAUUGCCUAACUUCAGAUCUACACAUUGUAAAAUUAUUAUUAAGUCGGUUCAUCUAGUUUUGUUCUGCUUCUUUGAUUAUUCCAGGUUCUUGCCAAAUAUUCUUGGAGCUUUGUAUGUAAAACUUUCACAUUUAACUCCUUAUUUCCCUCCCUGCACAGAAAAACUCAGUUUUACAAAUGAGUUACACUUUAAGGGUCUAACCCGCUAAUGGAAGAAACAUUUUCCUCAGAAUUAAUCUUUUUGUUAAUUAGCUCUGUACUGUUGACAGAUUUAUUUACUGAAGAUAAAAACGGUAGACGUAAACAUUUUUGAUGUAAAAUAUUCGUAUCAUUGGGAAACCAUAUUCCAGUUACAGUUACCUGUAUAAAAUAUUUCUGAACUUUCAUCCCGAUUAAUGACUUUGGAAUAUUUAAAUUCUUGAAAUAUAACUGGUAUUUAUCUUACUUGCUGCUACCACUAAUCUUUCAACGAGUCAUGCCAACAGAUUCCGGUUUUAAAAUUUGUAUCUGGAUUCUUAAUUUUUCACUUACUGUGAAACAUAGUAGUCCAAAUCAGAGUAUUCCUCAAAAAAACUAUAUUGCAGGAUUUGACAUGAACAUCUAUAUGUGUGUAAACAGUGUGUUCUAAAUUUGUAAGUGAAGAAAUAAUCCCAAGGGCAAUGGGAGAUUUACAGAUUUGUGGAAUGUAAAAUUAGUCUCUUCACUCAGCAAAGGCUUAAUCUUAACCUACUCAGUUGUAGAAUCAUCUUUGUAGUCGACCUAGAAAAUGCUGGAAAUGUCCUUAAUAGUUCUGUGUUUUAUUGUCAAAUCUGUUUCAGUUUUUCCUAUGCUCUUUCUCUACUGCUCAUUUAAGUUACUGUUACAAAAAGGUGCUGCUAAAUGUAGGAUGUCUUAGUCAUACUGUACUUUGGGGCAAUGCCACAUUUUUAACAUGGUCUGCUAUGCAUUCCUGUUAAACAUUCACUGUCAGCUACACUGAACUGUUCAACAAAUCUGGUUUAAAGUCAUUCAUAUAAAACAAAUAAAGAGCUGGCUUUCUGCACUGUU
Messenger RNA from Leopardus geoffroyi (Geoffroy's cat), 14170 nucleotides. RefSeq names its product calcium voltage-gated channel auxiliary subunit beta 2 (gene CACNB2). The coding region runs from base 9458 to 11308 and encodes 616 amino acids. Gene Ontology annotation, cellular component: voltage-gated calcium channel complex. NCBI's taxonomy places the organism in Eukaryota, Metazoa, Chordata, Mammalia, Carnivora, Felidae. The record is from RefSeq and is a predicted model, not a curated record. Gene Ontology annotation, molecular function: high voltage-gated calcium channel activity; protein binding. Gene Ontology annotation, biological process: calcium ion transmembrane transport; regulation of voltage-gated calcium channel activity; chemical synaptic transmission. The transcript has 13 exons.